AUGACCAAAAGAAAACUGUCAAGUGAAAUUCCAAUGAUCGUAAAAAGAUCAUUUCCAGAAGACGACAAUGAUGAACAAAUCAUUAUUAUUUGUUUUCAUCCAAAUAAUGAAAUCGAAGAUAUGAAGAAGCAAUUAAAUCAAAUGAAUGAUCAUGUUGUAUUCCAUACAGAAUUGGAAUCAUGCAUUUCUUUCAUUCAAUCAAUUAAACAUGAAAAAAUCUUCUUGAUUAUUUUUGAUUCUUAUGCUUGUGAAUUGGUGUCUCAUAUUGAUAUUUUUCAACAAGUACAUUCAAUCUUUAUCUUUUACACAAAGCCUGAAGACUUUAAAUAUUUAUUUCAUGAACAACUGAAUAUAAUUGGAGUUUAUCAUCGAUUGGAUUUUUUCUAUUCAGCUCUCGAAGAACAAAUUAGUUUAAUAGCUGAACAAUUUUUUCAAUGGACAUUUUAUGAUCAAACAAAUUUCCUCAAAAGAGAUAUAUCGAAACAAUCAAGUGAUUUUCUUUGGAUGCAAUUAUUUCAUGAUGCGAUUUCAUAUUUUCCUCAUGAUGAACAAGCAAAAGAAGAUAUGAUGAAUAUAUUCCGUCUUUAUGCUGAUGAAAAAUCAGAAUAUCAAUCUAAUGAUGCUAUUCAAUGGUAUUUAAAUAAUUCAUUUCUUCAAAAAUUAAUAACAAAAUCAUUGCAAAGAAAAGACAUCGAUCAACUUUAUCAAUUAAGAUAUUUUCUUGUUGAUCUUAUCGAAAAUUUAACUCGUGAACAUCAACAACUUAUUCAAUUUCAUAGAGAAAGUUGUGUUAUUUAUCAACAAAUGAAAUUAUCAAAGCGUGAAUUAAAUGAUUUCAAACAAAAGCAAGGACAGAUAAUGUUCAUGAAAGGAUUUCUAUUAGUAAAGCAAGAUAUUUUAUUACCGCAACGAUCAGAUUUAAUCGAUGUUCACUUGGAAAUUAAAUGUAAUCUAAAAGAAUAUCAGAAUAAAAAUGAAGUUUUGUUUGAUUUGAAUACAACAUUUCAAUUGGAAAAUAUUGAAGAAAAUGAUCAAAAAUUUCUUAUUCGAUUAACUGAAGUUAAUCAUGGACAAAUGAUUAAAGAAAAAUAUCUUACUGAUACACAUCGACAAAUAGACAAGUUAAGUAUUCCAAUUAUUUUUAGUAAAUUAAUGUGUGAUAUGAAUGAAUGGAAUCAAUCAAGAGAAUAUCUUCAAUAUUUAUUAAUCCAUUCAAAUGAACAAGAUUUACCAUGGAUUGAAUAUUUUAUUGGUGAGACUUUCUAUGAAAUUGGACAAUUGAAUAAAGCACGAUUGUGUUAUGAUCGAGCGAUGAAAACUAAUCAAAUUCGUCUUCAAGAUUCGGCUGUAGUUCUUUCUGCUAUUGGUAAAGUUUUAUUUUCACAAGGAAAAUAUGAAGAAGCAUACGAUUUUUAUCAACAAGCAUUGGCAAUUCAAAAAGAUUUUUAUCCUUCUCAUCAUGCACAUAUUGCUACUAGUCUAGAAAAUAUUGGUCUUGUUUUCGGCAGAAGAUUACAAUAUGAUCAAGCUCUUGAUUUUCUUCAACAAGCAUUAGAAAUUCGAGAGAAAUAUUAUGAACAUUUUCAUGUUGAUAUUGCCAUUAGUUUGGACAGUAUCUCUGAGAUAUUAGCUAAACAAGAAAAAUGUGAUCAAGCAUUAGAGUAUCAAGAACGUGCAAUGUCCAUUUUCAAAGAAUAUUAUCAAUCAAAUCAUACAUAUAUAGCUCUUUUACUUUUUCGUAAUGGUUAUAUCCUGUAUCUACAAGAAAUCUUUGAAGAAGCUCUGAAUUUCAAUCAACAGGCGUUAACAAUAAUGAAAAAUUUGCGUUCAUCAGGUCAUCCCGAUGUUGCUUACGCUUUGACAAAUAUCGCAUAUAUUAGAUAUGAACAAGGAAUGCAUGAGGAAUCGUUACAAUUAUAUCAACAAGUAUUAGCAUUAUUAAUCCAAUAUUAUUCAUCUGAUCAUUUAGAUAUUGUUCAAGCUUUGAUUAAUAUUGAUCAUACACUAUUAUAUGGAAAAGAAAAUUCUGAACAGGCACUGGAUUUCUUUCAAAAAUCUCUGGCUAUGUUAGAAAGAUCUUACCCAUCCUGCCAUGCACAUAUCGCUAACAAUCUCAACUUGAUUGGAAAUGUUUUAAGGAAACAAACGAAAUUUGAUCAAGCCUUGGAAAUAUAUAAUCGAGCAUUAAAAAUUCAAGAAGAUUAUUAUUCACCUGAACAUAUUGAAUUAGUUGAUACACUGACGAACAUUUGGCACACUUUAUCUUGUCAAGAAAAGGUGGAUCAAGCUCUUCUCUUUUGUCAACGAAUCUUAACAAUUCAACAAAACAAUUCUUUAUUAGAUCCUAUCAACAUUUCGUAUACUUUCAAUAGUAUAGGAAAUUUAAUGGAAAAGAAAAAAGAAUUUACUCAAGCUAUUCAAUUUCAUCAACAAGCAUUAACAAUUCAACAGAAAUGUUUUCCAUUAGGUCAUUCUACGAUUAUUGCUACUCUUGAGUUUAUCGGUACACUUUUUAAAAAUCAAUGCCAAUACGAUCAAGCUCUCGAGUAUUACAAGCAAGCACUCGACAUCAAUGUAAAAUGCUUUCCAUCUAAUCAUGUUCAAUUAGCUUCAAAUUUUAUUUUGAUUGGAUCUGUUCUAAGUACGCAAGAAAAAUUCAGUGAAGCAUUAGAUUUUCAAAAUCGAGCAUUGGUAAUUCGAGAGAGAAAUUAUCCAUCAGAUCAUGUUUUUAUUGCGCAUACUCUUACUCAUGUUGCUCGUACUUUGUUCAAUCAAAAAACUUAUCAUCAGGCAUUAGAAUCGUAUCAACGAGCAAUAAGUAUUUAUGAGAAAUGUUAUCUAUCUGAUCAUAUUGAUAUUAUUUCUAAUCUUAAUAAUAUCGGUGAUGUUCUCUAUCGAUUAGACAAAUAUGAUGAAGCCUUAACAUAUCAUCAACAAGCAUUAGCAAUUCAAGAAAAACAAAAUGAAACUGCUCCUAUCGAUAUGGCUCGUACUCUUAACCAUAUAGGACAUAUUUUUAAUAGUCAAAAGAAAUUCGAUGAAUCUCUUCAUUCUUAUCAUCGAGCAUUGGAAAUUGGAGAAACAUUCGAUUCAUUAAAUUAUCAAGCGAUUUCCACGAUGCUCUGUAAUAUUGCUGAUGUUUUAUGCAAACAAAGAAACUACAUACAAGCAUUUGAUUACCAACAACGUGCAUUAAAUAUCCAAAAAACUAUUUAUUCACUGUCCGACGUUAAUAUUGCAGAAAGUCUUCAUUCUAUUGGUCAUAUUCGAUAUGGUCAGAACAUGUUUGAUGAAUCUUUGGAUUUCUAUCAGCAAGAACUAAAAAUCUAUGAAGAAAAUCAUGCAUCGAAUUUUGAAAAUGUUGCUCUUUCUUGUCGAUAUGUUGGUACUUCUCUUAUCCAACUAAAAAAAUAUCGUGAAGGUUUGAAGUAUCUAUGUCGAGCAGUGCAAAUUUUUGAAGAAAAUCCUUCGUCUGAUUGUGAAAAUCUUCCCGUAUGUUUAUGUGCUAUUGGCAAUGCAUUACUUGAACAAGGAAAUCCUAACGAAGCUCUUCAUUAUCAUCAACGAGCACUUGUAACUCGACAAGAACUCUAUCCAUCUGGUCACAUGUGUAUUGGAACUAGUCUUGCUAAUAUAGGAAAUAUUCUUAGCGAUCAAAAAAACUAUGACGAAGCAUUUGAUAUGUAUGAACAAGCAUUAGUCAUCUAUGAGAAAUUCUGUUUAUCUGAUGAUCUAGAACUUUCUAUUUGUUUGAAUAAUAUGGGUAUUCUUCUAAAUGAACAGGACAAAUAUGAUCAAGCACUUCCGUUUUAUUAUCGAGCAUUAGCAAUUCAAGAAAAACAUUUACCAUAUUCGUAUACAACCGUUGUAAAUACUCUAAUGGAUAUUGGUCGAAUAAAAGUUAAACAAAGCAAUUUUGAUGGAGCUCAUGAUGAUUUUUCUCGAGCAGUUGCUUUACUUCGAGAAUAUGAUCCACUUAAUCAUUCUGAACUUACCAUUGGUCUCGAAUGGAUUGCAUCUAUUUGGAUUCGAAAACGAUGUUAUCAUCGUGCUAUUGAAUAUCUUGAACAAUGUUUACACAUCAAAGAAGCUAGUCUCUCCCCAGAACAUUUAUCCAUUGCAGGUACUCUUUCAGAUCUUGCUCAAGUUAAUCGAACCCGACAUGAAUAUCAAUUAUCAUUAAUAUACGAAAUGAAAUGUUAUUCAAUCAUCGAAAAAGUUUUCUCACCAGAUCAUUACAAUAUUAUUCACAGUUUGUCAAAUAUCGCUCAAUGUUAUGAAGAUCUUAACGAACGUCAAAUAGCUUUAAAAUAUUAUCAACAAAUACUAACGAUCUGUGAACAAUCUGAAUCUGUUUCAGAUUUCGAAAUAUUCACAGUUAUAGAUAAGAUUGAUCAACUCUUAACACAGAUAAAUGAAGAGUCGGUUUAA
Messenger RNA from Adineta steineri, 4431 nucleotides. NCBI's taxonomy places the organism in Eukaryota, Metazoa, Rotifera, Eurotatoria, Adinetida, Adinetidae. The record is from the annotation of a GenBank genome assembly.